Molecule: messenger RNA, 645 nt
Organism: Mangifera indica (mango)
Lineage: Eukaryota; Viridiplantae; Streptophyta; Magnoliopsida; Sapindales; Anacardiaceae
Exons: 2
Coding region: 1-516 (171 amino acids)
Source: RefSeq, a predicted model, not a curated record
AUGACUCGAAAUCCGCAGGGAGAUAUGGGGAAGAAAAAGAAGAUUGCAUAUUUUGAAUAUUCAGAAGAAAACAAUCGGAAGAGAUUCUUCACUGAGAAGAGCGUUGCCGAUUCAAAAUUUUCAUGCAAAUUCAUCAUUCAAUACGCGGAGGACAUAGACAAUCCUAGCGAUUAUCCGAUCGAUUAUUCAGAGAGGAAUUACGCUGUUAUAUUCUGGGUUCAGCCUGGAAGAGAACACCACACUAAUGUGGUGAAAGGUUCUCCAAAUCCGAUAUGGAAACAGGGUUUUCGGAUGAUUUUAAACCCGGAUGAGGAAUUCGGAUUCCUGAACAUGGAAGUUGUAAGAGUACAUUCCAGAGCAGAUCCUGGAACCUCAACAGGCCUUAUCUUGGUGGGAAGAGUUCAAAUUCCAAUACUAAGAAAACCUUGUAUGCUAUCUCAACGAUACGGGCUUGUGAGACCUGAAGGUUCGGGUUACAAAGCUGAAGGUCACUUGUAUGUCUCCACUAUCUAUUAAAACUGAAAACUAAUUAUCCAAGUGAAAUUCCUCGUUAUUAAAAAAGAUUAAUCUGAGGGUAAUUUCCUUUUUCUUGUUGAAGGUUAGAAUUAGUUUUAUCUUUUUUUAAUUUUGUUCGAGUAACAUUGU